Molecule: messenger RNA, 831 nt
Organism: Cylicostephanus goldi
Lineage: Eukaryota; Metazoa; Nematoda; Chromadorea; Rhabditida; Strongylidae
Source: the annotation of a GenBank genome assembly
GUUAGCACACUCGGAAUGGUGACAAAUGCUUUAGCUAACUUCUCUUUGCUUUAUGACCCACUGCGACGGAAUUCCUUUUGCAUACUAUGUUUUUCUCACAUUACCUCCAACUUAGGGGUUUUACUUAUAUUCCUGCUUUAUGCUGUGCCAUCAACGCUCGGACAGAAGGAAGUUGCUGGUGAUCAGAUGAACAAGAUUAUGGGACAACUGACAGUUGUAUUUUGGUAUGCAACUGCUUACUCGCACUUGGCCAUAUCCGUAAAUCGUCUAGUAGCAAUUGCUCUCCCAUUCCAAGCGGCCAAGCUGCUUACUAGGCCAAAAUCAUUUCUUUUGGUUCUUGUCAUCUGGUGUAUCGGGCUCUGCCAUGCCGCUCCUUAUUUCUGGAGUGAGUGUCUUGUCAAUCUAGCAAAUAAUCGUCAAUCACUUCUAGGAACAUACUGUUACGUGUACUACGACUGCAGAAAGUGGAGAUGGAUAAUUGCUGAAUCACAAUGCGGAAAAAUUCUCAUCUACGUUGCAAAAUUCAGUAUGUUUAUUCUGAUUGUGAAAUGCGUCAUAGAUGUCGUUGCUGUUGUAAAAUUUAGGAAAAUCAACAAGGUAUUUGCUUCUAAUACAAGCUUGUUCACACUGAGUGAGGUUCAAAAAAGAAAACGCCGCAUGGAAGUUAAAUUUUUCAAACAGACCCUUCGUCGAAAUGGACUUUUCCUCGUGGUUUUCGUCAACUUUCACUAUAUAUCUCCACUCUUCGAUGACCGCUGGCUAGUUUACUUGACAAGCACUUUCGCUUGGCAGCUUCUCCAUGCCCUUGAUGGGUGCGUCCUUUCUUCUUGA